Messenger RNA from Perca fluviatilis (European perch), 933 nucleotides. It is a transcript of the gene npb, whose product is annotated as neuropeptide B. NCBI's taxonomy places the organism in Eukaryota, Metazoa, Chordata, Actinopteri, Perciformes, Percidae. Bases 119 to 511 code for a protein of 130 amino acids. The record is from RefSeq and is a predicted model, not a curated record. Gene Ontology annotation, molecular function: G protein-coupled receptor binding. Gene Ontology annotation, biological process: feeding behavior; G protein-coupled receptor signaling pathway. The transcript is spliced from 2 exons.
AGUCAGCCUAUAUAAGAAGCAGAAAGUUUUCCAAACACCCAUCAAAACAUAAAGUCGGCCUCUGACCAACAACAGACGAGAAAAGCGCCGUUUUCCUUUGCGUAAAAAAAGUCAAGACAUGGAGAGGUCAGUCAGAUUUGCCGUGGUGUGCGUCGGAGUGUCUCUGCUCAUCUCCUGCCAUCCAGUCGAAGCCUGGUACAAGCAGUCGACCGGGCCCAGUUACUAUUCGGUGGGUCGUGCCUCCGGUUUGCUGUCCGGUAUCAGGAGGUCGCCUUACGUCCGGAGGUCCGAGUCCGAAGAGACGCUGAUGGACAGCGGGGAGACAGCAGGUAACACCGUUCUUCAAGAGACUAACAGGCAGAUCUCCAUCCUCAAAAACAUGGCCAUCUGCGUGAAAGACAUCUCUCCAAACCUGAAGAGCUGCGAGCUGCUGCGGGACGGGACGGGCACCUUCCAGUGCAAGGCGGACGUCUUCCUCACUCUGGACUCCCUGGACUGCCUGUCCGCGUGAGUCCCGUUCCUCCACCCAGCCCCGGGAGCGCUUCCCUGGACAUGAAAAACAAAGAAAAGGAAUGGGUGUGUGUGGGGGGUUGAUGGCGCGGAGGAAAACCUGAUCACCGUCGACGAUGGACUGCCGCAGACUCUGAAUGUUCUCUUAUUUAAAAACAAAAAACAAAAACUCAAACAUUGUUUUGUUUUACUUUGGUUAUGUAGACAGGAGUAUAAAAGUAAAAAAAAAAAAAAAAAUAACUGUGCAAGAGAGGUUAGUUGAAACUUGAAUCUUGUUUCCAUUGUUGCUGUUUAACUCCAGACAUGUACCCUCCUUUGGCAAAAUGUAUUAAAUAUCCAGAAAGUUGACUGCAGAGCAGAUUUCCUGGAAAGUACUUUUAUUUAUUUUAUCUAUUAAAAUGAACAAACACUGGUAACCUGUUA